Messenger RNA from Metopolophium dirhodum (rose-grain aphid), 1867 nucleotides. RefSeq lists its product as uncharacterized. The record is from RefSeq and is a predicted model, not a curated record. The coding region runs from base 932 to 1696 and encodes 254 amino acids. The transcript has 7 exons. Lineage: Eukaryota; Metazoa; Arthropoda; Insecta; Hemiptera; Aphididae.
AAUAGACGUACGCGACGCUCUCGACCGCUGGUACGAUAUUAUAUUAUUAUCAUACCGCGCGCGGCUUCCAUUCGUUCUAUUAUAUACGUGUGCGCCGCGUUUCACGUCAGUCCGUCUGACGUCGUCAAGCGUCCUCUGCUCAGCCAUCGCGCGGUCUCAGCGAACCGUGUGCGCCACGCGUGUGUCGGUGGUCGGCGUGUGCGUGUGUGUGUCGGUGGUCGGCUUGUGCGUGUGUGUGUCGGUGGUCGGGCUUGUGCGUGUGUAUCGGUGGUCGGUGUGCGCGCGGGCCCCGCGACCGUGUGCGUGUGUGCGUGAGCGCGCGGCGCGUAUAAUAUUGCGGACACCGCGGGUCAGUGUGCGCCGGUGCGUGUCAAUCAUAUUCGCAAAUCGCGCGCGUAUAAAUCGUUUUCGUUUUUCGCCGAUCUCUUUCGAUCUUUUUUUUUCCCCCGUCAUCAUUUUCGUUUCGAAUUUCUUUCCGGCGCGUUCGAAAUCUUUCCACAAAAUUAUUAAUUUUAUAUAACCAUCCUCCGAUCAACCAAUCGCACGAUAUCAUACUAUACCUAUACGAAAAAGUAAAACAUAAUUCCCGCGAACGCAUAUUAAUUACAUGACAUAAUAGUAUUAAUAAUUCUAUCAUAAUUCAUAAUAAUAUUAUUAUGACCGUCGUCGACGAUACGUCUGUCUCGACGUGAUAUUGUGAUAUCGCAUUUUAGUUCGUUGACGGACAUGCCUUGUGGAUAAAUCGCGACUAAAGCCCGCCACCCGCUGGACCCGAACUAAAGAUUGGCAGUAUUGAUGAUCUCGUGGACUAUCAAACACUUUCGCAUGGAGAACGGUCGGCCGAAAUAUUUAAUAUCCUGUGGAUUGAGGACGUCAUAGUCGUAGAUUACGCAUCGUAUCAAUCGUACUACUAUAGGGAGGGAAAAACGUCAUGCUUAACUGCACCGAUGCCGAGUGCACGUUGCACCAUCACCAUAUUCACGUGGACCCGAUACAGCAUCACCUACAGGAUGACCGGCAACACCAUGAACAUUCCUCAGUUAUGUCCAGUGAUGCGAACAGUGUGAACGAUAUAUAUCAGGGGUUCAUUAACAGCAGCGCAAAUCCAGAAUACUCUUCCGAACAUGUCGAUGUUCCAAACGAAGGAGUAUACAUGGUGUGCGGUGUCCUCAUCGCCAUGGUGCUCGUCGCUGUGAUAAUAGUAAUCCUAGCAGUUACUAUAAGCAAGCUUAGGAAACGCGAGGAAACCGCGACCGCCGUAGCAGCCGCGGCCACGGCAGCGGCCACAGCCGUCGCCACCGCCAACACUGCGAUCAACAAUAACAACAACAACAACAACAAUGUGGACUGUCAGCUGCCCCAUGCCCAGCCUGUCGACGUCGCCGUUGUCACAAACGUAUCGGGUGACGUGGGCGAUGCGCCCGUACCUUUACCGUUCCUCUGGCAGUAUUCAGCCAAAAACGCUGCAGCCAAAAACACCAAUGGGUAUAACUCACCGUACAGGCUGUACAGCUCCGAUCAGGACACAUUGGUGUGCAGUGUACCCAUCGAAGAAACCGCAGAGCACCGCAAGGGACUACGGAAAAACUUGCGAGGCAAGUGGCGAAGACUGGUGCACAAAAAGCAACAGCAACAAGACGCAUACAAAAUACCCGCAGAACUACGGGACCAGCUCAAACAGAUAUAUGUGUACUGAUUCUAAAAGUUUGUUUUUCAAAGACAAUCCACAAAACCUAUCAAAUUUGCAAUCUAUUAUUACUAUAUUAUUUUUAUUAUAUAUUUUUUUUCUAUGAAAGGACAAAACUAUCUUGUAUGUUUUUAUUAAUAACGUACCUAUGUAUAAUAAAUUUUCAUUCCUCUUAGAGUA